AUGACGCUCUUCCCUCUUCUCUCGUCCUCCUCCUCCUCUCCGUGCGUCUCUCACAACAACAACUGUCGUUCUUCUUCUUCUUCUUCUUCUUCUUCUCGUUGUUUUUCCUCCAAAUCAUCGUUUUCAACUUUAUCGCGAGGUAAAGGAGGAAAGAUUCAUCAGAAUCACUAUUCAACGAUUGCAACACGAGCGACGAGGAGUAACGACAGCAACAACAACAUUAACAACAAUUCUAAAUACAUCGAGAAAGCGAAAGUGCAAGAUUUAUUGUCGAAUUUGGAGCGAUGGCUUCGAGAGAACGGGUCGGAGAUGAACGAAAAGUGCGAGUUUGGGUUUAGCUCUAUGAUGGAAGAAGAUAACACUUUGAUGAUUCGUAAAAACACGUGCGGUAUUUUCAAUCGUGGUAGUAAAAGUAGUAGUACAAGUAGUAGUAGGAGUAACAUCAGCAGCGACGAUAACACGAGUAUUAAAAAGAACGAGUCGAUCUUAAAAGUUGGCGAUUCGGUGUGGAUGACUGCGGAGAAAGCGAGAGAAGAUGCGGACGGGAAGUGCGGGAAGAUUUUAAAGCGUCUGGCGGCGCAAGGCGAAGCCGCGCCGGCGUGGGUGGAACUUUCCGUGUAUUUGGUGUGCGAACUCGAGAAAGGCGAAAGUUCGUUUUACGCGCCGUAUUUGAGUUAUUUACGCGAAGCGACGGUGUUAGAGUCGCCGCUAUUUUGGUCGACGGAGGACGUGAACGCAAUCGCCGGGUCGCAACUCCUCGACGACGCGGCUGGGUACGAUUCGUACGUUCGAGGCACGUACGAGUCGUUGAAUUUAAGCAACGACGGUGUACCGGAGGAUACGUUCUUGUGGGCGUUUGGAAUUUUACGGUCUCGAGCGCAACAACCCAUGCGAGACGGGUCGGAAGUUACCUUAGUUCCCGGGUUGGACAUGUUAAACCACAAGGCGAGAUAUUCGGAGAACGAUUUUGGGGUUGGCGGGAAGAAGAAAAAGCCAGAUUGGCAAGUCUACGAGGCAGGUAUGGACGACGGCGCGAUGGGUUCACCCAUGGCGGCGAUUACAAACUUAUUCGGCGGUGGUGGGAAGAAGGAGGACGCCAGGGGGAGCAGCGGUAGCGGUAAGAGUAGCGGCGCAAAAAGCGAGAAUAACAACAUCAAAUUCGCCUCGUUUCGAGCGCAACAAGAUACCAUUCAACCGGGCGAGGAAAUUUUUAUGGAUUACUACGCCUCCAUCAACUUCGACGAGCGACCUUUGGAUGGUAAAACCUGCGUCGAUUACGGCUUCGUCGAUCCCGUGGAACGAAACGGUGGCUACGAGUUACGAAUAGGCAUUCCAGAAAACGAUCCAAACAGAGACGAUAAAAUCGACAUUUGCGACGUGAGUCAACAAAUCAUAGGCGGCGGCGACGAUCCAACCUUUUAUUUAAAAGCGUACGAAGAUCCAGAUCCAAACUUGCGCGUUUUCAGCAGAUUGUUGAACAUCCAAGGCUCGGACGCGUUUUUGUUGGAAGCUUUGUUUCGAAACAACGCGUGGGAGUUGAUUUCCGAACCCGUCUCGAAAGAGAACGAAACGCAAGCCUGCGAAACGAUGAUUGCGGGAUGCAAAGACGCUCUGUUGCAAUACGAAACGAGCAUCGAACAAGACGAGGACAUGUUAUCGAUCCAGGACAUUUCCGACGAAAAGCUUCUCUCCAUUCGCGUCUUGUUGGGCGAAAAAAAAGCGCUCAGAAACACGUUGCGAUAUUUCGAAACCAUUCGCGCCUCUGUCGAUCGCUUAGAGUAUUACCAAGAGCGACGCUUGAGGCAGUUAAACUUGUUGGACGAGGACGGGAGUUCCACGUACGAUCCAUUCAACGAUUUCAUAGCUUAA
Messenger RNA from Bathycoccus prasinos, 1869 nucleotides. RefSeq lists its product with no specific name. Lineage: Eukaryota; Viridiplantae; Chlorophyta; Mamiellophyceae; Mamiellales; Bathycoccaceae. The transcript has a single exon. Gene Ontology annotation, molecular function: protein-lysine N-methyltransferase activity. The coding region runs from base 1 to 1869 and encodes 622 amino acids. Gene Ontology annotation, biological process: peptidyl-lysine monomethylation. The record is from RefSeq and is a predicted model, not a curated record.